AUGGCUGGUCAAGUUAUUGUAGAGCACCGAGCAGGAGUAGAGGUCUGCGCCGAGAUCUACCUGGGGCCCAGCAAAGGUCCCCACAGCCUCUCCCGCUGCGCUAAGCCACACCCCCUUCCCGCCCUGCCUGCGACCCCCGGCCCUGUAAGCCUGCAGUCUGCGCGCCCCCGCCCGGCGCAGGCCCGCAGCUCCGCCGAUUGGCUGACUCGCAGCGCGCCCCCGCCCCCCUCCCCCCGAGAUCCCGUUCAAGUUCGCCUCCUUCUAGACCCUCGAUACCCUCCGGGACCCCGCCUGCCUCAGGAAGCGGGGCGACAACCCGGCGGAACCUUCCUCGCCCUUCCCCACCCCCCACCGCCCGAAGAGGUCGGACCCCGGAGCGCCCCCCGCAGGCCUGGUUCCCUGUCCCCUUGGUCCCCCGCCCCCUCCUGGCCUGCUCCGUGUGACAUGCCCACCCUGGGAGGCGGACUUUCGAUAAUACCGGGUCCCCGGCAGAGGCGCAGGAGAGCAGACCUCGCUCACAGGUGUUUUCCUACCCCUCAGAUGGCGAUGACCCCCAAGCCGGCCGGACCUCCGGAUGGGGGCUGGGGCUGGGUGGUCGCGGCCUCUGCCUUUGCGGUGAAUGGGCUCUCCUACGGGAUGCUGCGCUCCCUGGGCCUAGCCCUCCCUGACUUCGCCGAGCACUUUGACCGCAGCGCCCAGGACACUGCGUGGGUCAGCGCCCUGGCCCUGGCGGUGCAGCAGGCAGCCAGCCCCGUGGGCAGUGCCCUGAGCACCCGCUGGGGGGCGCGCCCGGUGGUCAUGUUUGGGGGCAUCCUCGCCUUUCUCGGCUUCGUCUUGUCGGCUUUCGCCCGCAGCCUACUGCACCUUUACCUCGGCCUGGGCCUCCUUGCUGGCUCCGGCUGGGCGCUGGUAUUCGCCCCCGCCCUGGGCACCCUCUCUCGUUACUUCGCUCGCCGUCGAGUCCUGGCCGUGGGACUGGCGCUCACCGGCAACGGUGCCGCCUCGCUGCUCCUGGCGCCCGCCUUGCAGCUCCUUUUGGACACUUUCGGCUGGCGGGGCGCCCUGCUCCUCCUUGGCGCCAUCACGCUGCACCUCACCCCCUGUGGCGCCCUGCUGCGACCCUUGACCCUCCCUGAGGACCCCGUGGCUUCCUCUCGCGGGCCCUUUGCAGCCCUUGGCCUGGGUCUCUUCACUCGCCCAGCUUUUUCUGUCUUUGCUCUGGGCACGGCCCUGGUGGGGGGCGGAUACUUCAUCCCCUAUGUGCACUUGGCCCCUCAUGCCUUAGAUAGGGGUCUAGGGGGGUAUGGAGCAGCGCUGGUGGUAGCAGUGGCUGCAGUGGGGGAUGCAGGCGCCCGGCUGGUGUGCGGGUGGGUGGCCGACCAGGGUUGGGUGCCCCUCCCUCGGCUGCUGGUGGUGUUCGGAGCUCUGACAGGUCUGGGGCUGCUAGCCGUGGGCCUGGUGCCGGUGGUCGGGAGCGGGGACUGGGGGGGACCUCUACUUGCAGCAGCGGGGGCCUAUGGGCUGAGCGCCGGAAGUUAUGCCCCGCUGGUUUUUGGGGUCCUCCCAGGGUUAGUGGGCAUUGGAGGUGUUGUGCAGGCCACCGGACUAGUGAUGAUGCUGAUGAGCCUUGGGGGGCUCCUGGGCCCUCCUCUGUCAGGCUUCCUGAGGGAUGAAACCGGAGACUUCACUGCCUCCUUCCUCAUGUGCGGCUCCUUCAUCCUGUCUGGCAGCUUCAUCUACAUGGGGUUGCCCAGGGCACUGCCAUCCUGUGGUCCAACUUCUCAUCCAGCCACACCACCCCCUGAGGUGGGAGAGCUGCUUCCAGUUCCUCAGGCUACCCUGCUCACCCCGAGAGGCCCUCAUCCCACUGUGGACACCGCUUGUUAA
Elephantulus edwardii (Cape elephant shrew) is the source of this 1887-nucleotide messenger RNA. RefSeq names its product solute carrier family 16, member 11 (gene SLC16A11). Gene Ontology annotation, biological process: transmembrane transport; monocarboxylic acid transport. Gene Ontology annotation, molecular function: monocarboxylic acid transmembrane transporter activity. The record is from RefSeq and is a predicted model, not a curated record. NCBI's taxonomy places the organism in Eukaryota, Metazoa, Chordata, Mammalia, Macroscelidea, Macroscelididae.